Molecule: messenger RNA, 1228 nt
Organism: Limanda limanda (common dab)
Lineage: Eukaryota; Metazoa; Chordata; Actinopteri; Pleuronectiformes; Pleuronectidae
Product: C-type lectin domain family 12 member B-like
Exons: 10
Coding region: 29-1228 (399 amino acids)
Source: RefSeq, a predicted model, not a curated record
CGAAUAAGGCGAAGAACAGAGUUUAAGAAUGGAGGAAGAACUCAAUUAUGCUUCUGUGGUUUUCAAAAAUGGUGGUAGUCCUCAGAAAGAAAACGAUGAGGACUCUACAAUUUAUUCAACGGUUAAAUCUAAUGUUCCUGCAGCGACUGUAACAAUUAAAGCAGCUGGAGGAGCAGCAGCGGCACACUCCCGGGACUUUGUCCUGCUGCUGGUGUGUUUGGGGAUUCUCUGCGUCCUGCUCAUCUCGUGCAUCGGUGUCAUCAUCUACAUCUUCGGGGUCAUGAAGGCCCAGGAAGCUGUCGCAGAAAACGUCAUCCACCUCGAGAAGGAAAACGUCAUCCACCUCAAGAAGGAAAUUCAUCAGCUGAUGAUGGAGAAAGAAAUCUUAGGGAACAAGACUGAGUUGCUGACCCGAGACAGAGAUGACCUCAACAGGACGCUCGGAGUCAUCAUGACGUUCCAAAACUUCCCAGUCAAUAAAUUCUGCCCAGACAAAACGUGUCAGCCAUGCCGGGAGAGUUGGAUCCCGUUCCAGGAUCACUGCUACCUGUUUUGGGACCAACCCGCUCCCUGGAAGACAUGGACACAAGCACGAACAUUUUGUCGAAACAAUGUCGCAGACCUGGUUGUUGUCGACAGUUUACAAGAGCAGGAAUUCAUCAAUAAGCACACCAAGUGCUACUUCACCAAUGAUCAUGCAUACUGGAUGGGAUUGCGUAAAAAUGAGGACAACAAGUGGAUCUGGAUUGAUGGACGCAAUGAGACUUUGGGGUUCUGGAUUCAGGAGAGAGUCAACAACUCUGGUGGAUAUGCGAUGACAUUCCCUGGGCAUAAUGCGACAGCCAGCUGGGGCCCAUCAGGGGAUGGAUUUCAGCUCAAAUUCAUCUGUGAGCAUGAAGCCCUCAUCAGGACUCCAGUCAAAACAGGGAAGAAACUUCUGCACACUCUGCUACUCCUGGUGACAGCAGCGUUUGGGUUCAUCUGCUUCGUCCUGGUGUCGGUCGCCAUCGUCCUCAGAAAGAGAGAGACGGACUCAACUGGACCAUGGAGGUCAUCCUCCAGUACCAAACCUUCCCAGCGGCAACCCACUGCCCAGAGAAAGGAAUUCAUCAACAACCACACUUUGGCCUAUAAUGAUGAAAAUCACGCCUAUUGGAUUGGAUUGAGGAUGAAGAAGGACGCGGGCUCAUGGAUGUGGGUGGAUGGAACCAACGUCACUUUCCAGUAA